Molecule: messenger RNA, 1347 nt
Organism: Aspergillus affinis
Lineage: Eukaryota; Fungi; Ascomycota; Eurotiomycetes; Eurotiales; Aspergillaceae
Exons: 1
Coding region: 1-1347 (448 amino acids)
Source: RefSeq, a predicted model, not a curated record
AUGAAGAACAAUCUUUCACGGAAAACUGACUUCUGUACGACACCUGAGUCUUCCUUUUCAUAUCACAAUCUUCAGCGGCGUUAUGGGACGAGAAGACAUUCAUUUCGAGUCCCGGACCUACCCGCAAUUCCAUCAAGUUGCAGUGGAUCCUCUGACGAGUCGGAACUGGGUAGCUCAUAUCCUCCGUCGUCGAGAAAGCUAGCCAAAGAAGAUCCCAAUAAUAAUCGAGCUCGUCGAGAAAGUUGCGAUGAAGAAAUUUCAAGUUACUUGCUGUCACUCGCAGCACAAGCAGCAGAACGGCAGUUGAAAGAGCAGGCCCUGGCAGCCUUCCCAAAUGAACAAGUCUACCAGCCCGUAGACCACUUUGCUAUUGAUAAUGAAGAUGAGGACUGUUCACCUGAUGAUGGCGUAACUAUUCCUGGGCAGCUGCAUCACUUGGAUAGCCGUCGGAAUUCAGCCGCAGAUCUAUCCUCGGAGCUUGAAUGCCUGCGGGUUUACAAACAGAGGGCGGGGAUAAGAGCAUUGUCCAAGAUUGGAACCGAUGGGAACUGUCUUCCGCGGUCGGAAUCCUUGAGUCGACACCCCGCUAGCCAUGGUCGAUCAAUGAAUGCUGAAAUAUCUGGGAACCUAGUGGAGAAUGGAUGCCAUGAAAGCCCACCCAUGCUUGGAACAGACCUCAUAUUUCCCCAAAGUUUAUCGCCGGAGACCACAAUAUAUGAAGGUGGUAGUUCAGUUAAACCGACUGACAUAACUCACAACAACCCCGGUCUUUGGCAUGCGUUGCCGCAUCAGAAUGAUCGUACAAAUGAAGGUCUUUGGAUGGGGACCUGCCAGAAUGACAGACGCGCUGAAGUAAAGCACGUUCCAAUCAAUACUAUGCCAGAGACCAUAUCGGUGCCCACCAACAAGAUUCCAACAUUCAUACCUGCGGAUCUCAGGACCGAAAAUUCGCUAGCUGUGGCAAACGAGGCUGAAUUGCGAGAUACUGUCAUGGAUGAGGAGGAUGCUGAACCUUACCCCUCUGAUGAUUUUGUGACCCAGAUAUAUAAUUACUUAUCGCUAGGAUAUCCGUGCGUUGCCCGCUAUUAUGAUCAUGAACUCAGCAAGAUCUCUGGCAUUUCUGUAGCGGAUCUCAGGCAAGAUGACAUAGACACAGAUGCCAAAGGGUUUGUUUUCACUGAAGAACGGGGAAUAAAGAGAGACAAGAAAAGCAAUGGUUGUCGACGAUGGCGUGCAUUGCGCUUGUACAUACACGAAUGGGAUACCGAACGUCCACGUGUUCCAGAAGAGGAUGGCAACCAUGAGAAAUGGGGCGUACGCGAGAGGAGGGGAAGUUGGGCAGUCUAG